CUUCUAAACAGACUCAGAUCAUAAAAGUUCGCUUCACGUGAACUUCAACGAGUAAAAAACUGAACAGGAUUAGCACGUUUCUAUAAUCUGAACCAUGAUGAAGCUUCACGAGGACAGAGGAUGGAUAAUCUGGCCUGAAGAGAUGUGAAAUGUUCUGAUCAAAACCCUCACUGCAUAACUGUCGGCUUCUUCAGGUGACCGGAUUGUCUCGUGUGUGUGCGCGUGCAUGCGUGUGUGUAUGAGUUGUCAGCUGAUGCGCAUGGUCCUCAGUAAAUCAUAAUCUGCUGUGCGCUCGGAGCUCCGGCGCAGAUCAGCCUGAGCAUCUAAUGCGCGUCCAGUCCGACAUGUGGCCGCGCGCAUGACCCGGCUAUGAGUAACACCACCGCCUUGGUGCAGGUUGGAACUGCCAGCCCAGUGGAGCUGCCGGCGCACCGAGCCUUGACCGGCUGCGUCUUGGCUCUGCUCAUCAUUUGGACACUUUUAGGGAACUUCACUGUGUGCGCCGCCGUUUCCCGCUACCGCCAUCUGCGCGCCAAGGUGACCAACAUUUUCAUCGUGUCUUUGGCUCUGUCGGAUCUCCUAGUCGCCGUGCUGGUGAUGCCAUGGAAAGCUGUAGCCGAAGUGGCCGGAUUCUGGCCGUUUGGAAGCUUCUGCAAGACCUGGCUGGCCUGCGACAUCAUGUGCUCCACUGCCUCCAUCCUCAACCUGUGCGUCAUCAGCGUGGAUAGAUACUGGGCCAUUUCCAACCCGUUCCGUUACGAGAGGAGCAUGAACAAGAAGGUGGCGUUCGUCAUGAUUGGGAUGACCUGGACUGUUUCCUUGGUGAUCUCUUUUGUCCCGGUGCAGCUGGACUGGCACCGGGCGGAGAUCGGUGACCUGAGCGGUCAGGGUUUGAUGCCACUGGGUAAAAGCGCAGAUGGGAGCUGCGACUCCAGCCUGAGCCGCACUUACGCCAUCUCCUCCUCCCUCAUUAGCUUCUACAUCCCUGUUGUUAUAAUGAUUAUCACAUACACCCGCAUCUACCGGAUAGCCCAGACUCAGAUCAGAGUGAUCUCCUCCUUGGAGCGAGCUGCGGAGCACGCGCAGAGCUGCAGAUCUCACAUCCCUGAAUUAUUUCCCCACAUGUGCACCGAACUUGGAGCGAAUGGAAACUCCUAUCAGUCCCGCAUAAGUCUUCAAGCAGACUCUCCCUGUCCCAGGCAGUCCCACAGCGAGCUCAAAGUCUCCAUCAGGAAAGAGACAAAGGUGUUGAAAACUCUCAGCAUCAUCAUGGGUGUCUUUGUUUGUUGUUGGCUUCCAUUCUUCAUCCUUAAUUGCGCUCAGCCCUUCUGUCCGGGGCCCCGAGCUCCAGGAGCCCACCGGGGGCCUUAUUGCGUCAGCGAAAAAACAUUCGAUGUGUUUGUGUGGAUCGGAUGGAGCAACUCUUCCCUCAAUCCAGUCAUUUACGCGUUUAACGCGGACUUCAGGGACGCCUUCCUGCGCCUGCUGCGCUGCCGCGGACGCGGCUUUUUGGCUGUGGUGAGCGCAGCGGUGGAGACCAUGUUUGCAAGCAACGACACAGGACAUCACAGGCGGGAAAGCUCUCUGGUGACCAAGCUGAGCGUCUCCACAAACGCCAGAGGAAGCCAGGACAGCGGGAACACCACGGUGGCUGUGUUUUACCACAGAGGGGCUUUAUCAGAGCAAAUUCUAGAUACCGAGGAGCGAUUUGAAGAAGACAAAAGGACAAAGAUUCCCAAAUAAAAAGAGAUUUAUCGCUGCGCAAUACUGAUGGACUACAUUCUUUUGGGAUUAUUGGUCAUGUUUGACAAACAUUAUCAACUACUUUCAAGAGUUUUCAACCAAAUAAUUUGACAAAGUAAAGCUUCUCAUAGCCAAAUACGCAGAUGUGCACCAAAGGCGGCUAAGACCAAACCCCACAAAUCAUCCAUGACCAUGUAUGUAGAUGUUCUUGCAGAAGUUGUAACUUUUCCUUGUGAAAAGUCAAUUCCAGUUCGAUCACAUUAGAUCUCACAUUUAAGACGAAUGCACUAAUUAUUUAAGAGAGAAACAUGUGAGACAUGAUAAACCAAGGUUUUGAUAUGAUGGAGUGCUGUCCUGAAUAAAAUUUAGAAUUUAAGACGUCUGACUUUUUCUAAAUCUCUGUUUCAAAAAAAAAAAGAUUGUUGGAUGUCCAGUUAUUCAUUUUUCACCUUAUAUUUUGAGCUCGAUCAACUCUUCUCCUUGAGUAACCCUCAUGACCACACCUCCCCCCUGCUGCGUGGAUCAAAGACUCAAUCAAAAAACUCCUGCAGGCCCCCCUUAGCGUUACACAGCACUUUUACUUGCCUUGUUUUGCUGACUGCAAUUACAUUGUCAGGGAGCAGGAUUCAAAAAUAAAAG
Molecule: messenger RNA, 2382 nt
Organism: Oryzias latipes (Japanese medaka)
Lineage: Eukaryota; Metazoa; Chordata; Actinopteri; Beloniformes; Adrianichthyidae
Product: D(1) dopamine receptor-like
Biological process (GO): positive regulation of MAPK cascade; G protein-coupled dopamine receptor signaling pathway; adenylate cyclase-activating adrenergic receptor signaling pathway
Cellular component (GO): plasma membrane
Molecular function (GO): dopamine neurotransmitter receptor activity, coupled via Gs; G protein-coupled receptor activity
Source: RefSeq, a predicted model, not a curated record